Punica granatum (pomegranate) is the source of this 1402-nucleotide messenger RNA. Lineage: Eukaryota; Viridiplantae; Streptophyta; Magnoliopsida; Myrtales; Lythraceae. The record is from RefSeq and is a predicted model, not a curated record.
CCCGAAGUCACGAGGCCACGGCCCCGUACCGUAUUGCCGUGUUUAGCUCUCCGGGUGCGGGGCCGGUGGCAAUGUGUUUACGAUGUCGUGACAUUCUUGUUAACAAUGAAUGAAUGCGUAGACAACUAGGAUGGCAUGGCUGGCGCUGGCAGCAGUACAUCAAAAUGCUCGAAUUAAAUACACAAAUAAGUUUUAGUUUUAAUUAUAUAUUAUUUAUAUAUAAAUUUUGGGCAGUUCAUAAUUAAUAUUUGCAACCAAAGUCUUCUCUUUUUUUUUUUUUGGGUAAGUGGCUAAGCAAAGGAAAGCUAAGCAAGCAAUUCUUCAACAGUCACUUCUGCUGGCUCUGGCUGCUAUUAUUGCUGAGUACCACUGCCACUGACACUGUUUCUACAUUUCGGGGCUGAGCCAUUUAUCUCUCUCUCUCUCCAUUUCCUUGAUUCUCUCUCUCUCUCUCUCUGCAAAGCUUCUUUUUCUGGGUAGAGUCUUUUGCUUGCAUGUGGAGUUGACAGAGCAGAGCAGGGAGCAGAGGCAGCUGAGGCAGCUUGAGGGGGGAAGUUGGGAGGAAGAAGGUGCACCUCUCGCAGGUUAUGGCAGGCCGGUCGGGCUGCUCCUCGACGGUGCCGUCGCUGCCGCCGCCAUGCCCGAGGUCGCCGCCGGAGUACCCCGACCUGUACGGGAAGCGCCGGGAGGCCGCCAGAGUCCAGAUGCUUGAGAGAGAAAUUCGUUUCCUUGAGGAGGAACUGAAAUCUGUCAACAGCCUUCAACCGGCUUCACGGUCAUGCAAAGAGGUCACGGACUUCGUCGUGGCAAAUUCGGAUCCUCUAAUACUGACAACUCAGAAAAAACGUAAAUCCCGUCGCUUUUGGAAAUGGCUCAGUGGAUGGUCCUGCUUUAGUUUCUCGUGGAUCUGCUGCUGCUGUUACUCCCUGUGCCCUCUCUCCUUAGAAACACCCUGCUGCUGCUGCGACUGUGGAUCCUGCUGUUCGUGCAAGUGCCCUCCAUGUUUCCAAUGUUCGAUACCUAAGCCACGGUGCUGCUCCUGCCCUCGUUGUUCCAAUUGCUGUAAAGGCAUGAAAGAUUGUUUCCAAAGUUGCUGCUGCUGUAGCUGCAGUUUCCGGUUUCCUUCAUGCCUGACUAGCAACUGCUGCAGAUGGAGAUGUUGUUGGCCUAAAUGCCCAAAGGUAAAGACCGACUGUUUCAGUUGUAAAGGAACGUGCUGUAGUUGUAACCUGUGCUAUACGUGCUACUAGUGGUUCGUAAUAAGAUGGUUGAUUCUAGUACGUCUUCUUAAUCCAUUAGAUUCCUUCGACGAUCUCAGAUUCUGUUGUAUAUAUGUAGAAGAUUACAUGUCAUUAGAUCCGUAAAUGGAAACUUUGUUUUGGCAAAGAUUGUCUUAUCAUCU